GUUUAACUAUUAGCACCAUCAGGCGUUAGGACAGCUGUACGGAGCCGGUGCAGUGGGCUACAUAAGCGGUGCGCAAAGCAGCGGAGUUUCUGCGCACUCAGAUCUCCGCUCCUUCAUCUGCAGACCUCAGAUAGUUUAAGGUGACUGGGAACUGUGGUUAGGGAGGUGCUUUUCCACAGUAGGUAAUUCUAUCCUCCAACAGAAGACCUUUAAAUAUCUUGUCUGAAAAGCUUCCAGCUACCACGUGGCAUAAGGGGAGACAUUUGCUCUGUGCAGGAUUCCACUAUCAGUUGACCGACCAGUCGCUGCACAACUCUGGCUUCUUCCGUGUUUCUUCAGCUUGUGCUGAAUUUUAAAGGCUGUUUACAAUUGCGUGGCGGGGGGGCUAUGCAGUGAUUCCCCGAGUCUUCUGUUUUAUUUUCUCCUUUGUUUUGAUGCGUGAUGCCUUUUCUUUUGCCGGCUAACCCCUAGCACCUUGCAGUGAAUGGAGAACAUACUGGUUCUACUUCCAAAGCACCGACAGGAACACGGCUCUGCAGAAGCACGGCUGCAUGUGCCUUGUGGGAAGAUUCCACCUACAGAGCGAUUUUUUCUUCUUCCUCAUUAGUUCCAACCCACACCCCAUGUUAGCCUGUUUAAUGGGAUAAGUUAACCAGAGAGAUCAGGUGUAAAACCAGGUCGAGCAGAGCGUUCCGUUCUGACCUUCCCCAAACCGUUAGUCUAAAACAACUUUUCCUUUUUCUUGUUGAGUACACCGUCUGUAAAAGGCCUCCGCAUGGUACGUUGGUCAAAAGAACAAGACAAACUCCCGGACAUUGAGAUGUCCUCAGGGGACAUUGAGAUGAAGAAGGAGGGAGGUCCUCUGACCCCAGCCUUCCUCAAUUCUAACUGCUCCAUCCAUCCACUGAUCCUCACCAGAGGCCCAGAAGAAGUAAACCAACAAACUGGGGGGGAGUUCGAGCUCACCGAGGUCACAUCUUUCACAGAGAGGAUUGGCGAGACAGGGGACGACGAAGAAAGGUCGGAUAUCGUGGUGGCGUUAGACUGUCGGGCCAAUGCCAAAGGACAACGCGAGGAGGACGCACUUCUGGAGAAUGCAAGCCAGAGCAACGAAAGCGAUGACAACAGCAUCAAUCAGAGCCCGGAGCCACCAGCGCCGCUUAAGGAGACCUCCAUUUCCAUCGGCCUGCAGGUGGUUUUUCCCUUUCUGCUGGCUGGCUUCGGAACAGUGGCGGCUGGAAUGGUGCUGGACAUUGUCCAACACUGGACGGUCUUCACCAAGGUGUCAGAGGUCUUCAUCCUUGUUCCCGCUUUGUUGGGGCUGAAAGGGAACUUAGAGAUGACGCUGGCUUCCAGACUAUCAACAGCGGCUAACAUUGGCCAGAUGGACACAGCCAAGGACAUGUGGAAGAUGAUCAUGGGGAACUUAGCCCUCAUCCAGGUCCAGGCCACAGUUGUGGGGUUCCUGGCUUCCAUAGCUGCUGUAAUCUUUGGCUGGCUCCCAGAGGGACAGUUCAAGCUGGGCCAUGCAGUGCUGCUGUGUGCCUCCAGCGUGGCCACGGCCUUCAUCGCAUCUCUGCUCCUGGGUCUCAUCAUGAUCGGAGUUAUUGUCGCAUCCAGAAAAGUAGGCAUCAACCCCGAUAAUGUUGCCACACCCAUCGCCGCCAGCCUUGGAGACCUGAUCACCUUGUCGCUGCUGGCGGGCAUCUCCACGGGGCUCUACCAGGAGCUAGAGUAUAACGACUAUGCAAACCCGCUGGUGUGUGUGGCGUUCGUGGCCAUGUGUCCUAUUUGGGUGUUGAUUGCAAGGAAGAUCCCGUCUACCAGAGAGGUCCUCUAUUCUGGCUGGGAGCCAGUCAUCAUCGCCAUGGCAAUCAGCAGUGUCGGGGGUCUGAUUCUUGAUAAGACUGUUAGUGACCCAAACUUUGCUGGGAUGGCUGUUUUUACUCCUGUCAUCAACGGUGUAGGAGGCAACCUGGUGGCCGUUCAGGCCAGUCGAAUCUCAACCUAUCUCCACAUGAACGGGCUGCCCAUGGGGGACCCCAACCCAGCUCCCAGGAAGUGCCCCACGCCGUGCACUUCCUUCUUUGAUUCCACUGUGAAUUCUCGCUCAGCCCGUGUGCUCUUCUUCCUGGUUGCUCCUGGUCAUCUCAUCUUCCUCUACACCAUUAAUUCCCUGAGAGGGGGUCACACCACCCUGACACCCAUCUUUAUCACCUUCUACCUGGUAGCUGCUCUACUGCAGGUUGCAAUCCUGCUGUAUCUGGCUGACUGGAUGGUUCACUGGAUGUGGGGCCGAGGUAUGGACCCCGAUAACUUCUCCAUCCCGUACCUGACCGCUCUGGGGGACCUCCUGGGAACCGGUUUCCUUGCCCUCUGCUUCCACAUGCGUUGGUUUAUUGGGGACAGGGACUCCAAUUUAGGCAACUGAAUUUGUUGAAACAUACACACAGAAAAUUAAACGUAAACACACUGUAAGCGUGCAUGCAAAAAACGAAGACGAAGAUCACCCUUAUGCCUGAGCGUGAAAGUGGACAUCCACAGUACAAGGCUGAUCUCCUGAAAGGCUCUGGAUGAUGAUGUUCUGAGCAGAGUUUCAUCCUCAGAUAUCAUGACGCUGCUUUACUGUUGGAACAGCAGCAGCAUGUAAAUCCUGACUGUCUCCCUGGAACACAGACCUCUUCAUCUCCACCAUGAAAAAAAACUCUGACCAAUGAUAGAUCCAGCCUUAAAGGUCCCACGGCUCCUUAAUCUUACUAAACACCCGAGUCCUGCCGCUUUUAUUGAUAGUUAGAACUGGUAACCAACAAGCAAUUUAAUAUAUGGUGUUAUGUGCAAA
Cyprinodon tularosa is the source of this 2839-nucleotide messenger RNA. RefSeq names its product solute carrier family 41 member 1 (gene slc41a1). NCBI's taxonomy places the organism in Eukaryota, Metazoa, Chordata, Actinopteri, Cyprinodontiformes, Cyprinodontidae. The transcript is spliced from 11 exons. Gene Ontology annotation, cellular component: plasma membrane. Bases 776 to 2431 code for a protein of 551 amino acids. Gene Ontology annotation, molecular function: monoatomic cation transmembrane transporter activity. Gene Ontology annotation, biological process: monoatomic cation transport. The record is from RefSeq and is a predicted model, not a curated record.